Molecule: messenger RNA, 2321 nt
Organism: Onthophagus taurus
Lineage: Eukaryota; Metazoa; Arthropoda; Insecta; Coleoptera; Scarabaeidae
Product: tigger transposable element-derived protein 7-like
Cellular component (GO): nucleus
Molecular function (GO): DNA binding
Source: RefSeq, a predicted model, not a curated record
UUUCACUAAAUCCUCAUAGUUAAGCUUUUAAAUAAAAGAGAGCGCUUUCGGUAUACAGUAAAAGCUGUGGUAAAACCUUGAUCUCGAGGUCCGUUAUACCUCAUUAGAUCGGACUGCGGAUAUAACGGACAAAACAUUUUUAAGUCAUAGUAAGUUAAGUCAGUAUAAAUUUAAGCGCUCGUAGAGAGAAUCCAACUCGGGUUAUUCCCCUCAAGUUGCUUUAUUCGAGGUCUAAGAUGUAUAAACAUAAAGCCACGUAGACUGAACGCACCGGUAUAGAUUUAGAGUUUUGUGUGCUUUAAAAUAAUUCAUUGUGCAAAUUAAAAAUCGUUAAAAAGUUAUAAUAAGUACGCGUACGGUUGCAAUAUGGACAAACGGAAACGAGUUAGUUUAACAAUAAAUCAAAAACUUCAAGUGAUAAAUCAGUUGGAGUCUGGAGUGUCUGUUUCUCGAAUAUGUGAGCAAUUCGGUAUACGAAAGCAAACAGUUUCGGACAUUAAAAAAAAUAAAGACAAACUAAACAAAUUUAGUUUAAUGUGCGAUGUAGAUACGAAAACGAAACCCAGAAAACGAAUGAAAUUGGCACGCGAAACUUCACUUGAAGAAGCUUUAUUUAAGUGGUACGUACAACAACGUUCUUGUGGGGCUGCCGUUCGAGCAGUCGAACUUAAAUCUGCCGCAAUUAAAUUAGCAAACCUUAUGAACAUAAUUUCAUUCAAAGCAAGUGAAGGAUGGCUUUGGCGUUUUCGCAAAAGGCAUGGAAUUAUUAAUAAGCGAAACUACGAAGGCGAGGACGAAAGCGAUGUUUUAAAUGCACCAAAAGAUGAAAUUGAACCAUUUCGGCAAAAAUUAAUACAGCAAAUUAAUAACGAAAUGUUACUGCAAUCCCAGAUUUAUAACGCCGACGAAACUGGCUUAUUAUGGCGUGCUUUGCCUGAAAACACGCAAGCUUUCAGGUAUGAAACAUUGACAACCGGAAAAAAAAUUGGCAAAGAAAGAAUAUCAGCAUUGCUUUGCGCUAACGCCGAUGGAUCACAUAAACUAACCCCUGUCAUCGUUGGAAAAUCUCGUAAACCCCGAGCUAUAAAAGACAUAAUGAACAGUCUUCCCGUUUCAUAUUAUAAUUCUCGAAAAGCAGGGUUUACAGCAAAUACAAUUUUCAAAAAUUGGUUUUUUAACGAAUUUAUACCUGCAGUUAGGAAAUUUCAAGAGAAGAAACUUGAAAUACCACCGGAUGAUGUGAAAUGUUUAUUGCUUUUACACAACUCUCUCGCCCACCCAUCUGAAAACGUUUUACGUUCAGAAGAUGACAAAUUUAUUUGCAUGUUUUUUCCCAAAAACACAACGUCAAUGAUACAGCCUAUGGACCAGGGAAUAAUUUUAGCCACUAAACGAAUUUAUCGAAGAAAAUUUUUAGACGAAGUAAUGGUAUUGGAAGACGAAGAAAACACAAGAGUACAACGCACGUUGGAAAAUUUAAAAAAUUACAACUUAAAAUCAACCAUUUUUAAUUUCGCGGCUGCAUGGAAAGAAGUCAAAGUCGAAACAAUCAAAAAUGGGUGGGCGAAUUUAUUUGAUGAUCGAGAUACAGAUAUUGAUUUAGAAGGAUUAGAAGCUCCCGAUUUUUGCACUGCUGUACUAAACAAUAUUGGAGAAGAAGUUGCCGAGGAAGAUAUGUUACAUUGGUUAGAAAUAGACGAAGGUGAUCCUGGGUAUCGAAUUAUGACCGAAAAUGAAACGGCAAAUGAAGAAAAGAUAGUCGAUAAUGAGCUUGAAAGCGAGGAUAGCGAGAAAGAUGAAACAUCGCCAAAGGUGAAAUUAUCAACCAUCAGAUCGCAUCUCGAUGAUAUAAUAACGUUUAUAGACGAUUCGUCAGAUAAAGAAAUGCAACCGUUCUAUGCACAUUUUCGUAAUUUUAGGGAGCUAAUUAUAAAAAAACAGCAAACUUCUAAAGGGUGUACAAAACUUGAUUAUUUUUAAACCAUAAGCACUUCGUCAUCUGAUACAUGUUAAUAUGUAUUGUAGAAUCCGUUUAUUACGUCCAAUCGGAUAUAACGUAUGUUUUUUUCGGUCCUUACAGUAUAACGUCUAUUUGAUAUAACGUUCGAGCAUAUCAAGAUAUCACAUGAAGUACUGUUGUUGUGGUAUACUCUGGGGCGAAAACGUAGAAGUCUUACUUUUAGUGGACAACUUUGCUGUUCACUACCAUAAAAUAAAAAUCUAUUAAUAAAAUUGAUUAAAGUGUUGGAAGAAUGAUUUUCUGUUGUCUUUGUUGGAUUCCAUUCGAAUGGUGGUGCAAGUUUGGAAUACAGUUAGUCAAG